Messenger RNA from Ilex paraguariensis (yerba mate), 923 nucleotides. The record is from the annotation of a GenBank genome assembly. NCBI's taxonomy places the organism in Eukaryota, Viridiplantae, Streptophyta, Magnoliopsida, Aquifoliales, Aquifoliaceae.
ACCACUUCCACUAUCAAAUGUCAAACUCUACACGUUUUCUUCACCAACCUCAGCACUAAUAGACAAUUACAAAUAUGUAAAUCUCCAUGCAAUGUCUCUCAUGCAAAGCCCCUCAGCCCAGGAAACCAGUAAACCAGUAAACGUUGACUUUCUCUCUCAUCCUCGAAGAGUUUCUUUGUUACUAAGAGAGGCUUCUUUAUUACCUCUGCACCUCAUAAAACAUCACAGAAAAUGGCUUAUGUGAAGUCCUUUGCAUUUAUUGCAAUGCUUCUUGCAAUUUCUGUUAUUCAAUCCGAGUGCAGAGUUGCAAGAAAAGACUUGGGGGUGGAUCUUGGUGGUGUGGGAGUUGGGGUUGGAGCUGGGGUGGGCUUGGGACUUGGUGGUAGUGGCUCAGGAUCUGGAUCUGGGUCAGGGUCGGGUUCUGGCUCUGGUUCUAGUUCUGGGUCAAGCUCAGCUUCCUCAUCAGGGUCAUCUUCGGGUUCUGGAUCUGGAGCAGGAUCUGAAGCGGGUUCAUAUGCUGGGUCUAGGGCUGGUUCGGGAUCAGGCAGCAACCAUGGGCGUGGAGCAAGAUCCGGGUCGGGUCGAGGUAGUGGACGUGGGGAAGGAUAUGGUCAGGGGUCCGGCAGGGGAAGUGGUUCUGGGUCGGGUUCUGGCUAUGGUGAAGGCCAUGGUGAAGGUGAAGGUGAUGGUGGGGAGUGAGAAGAGAAGGUGUAUCUACUGCUAAUUUAGUAGCAAAAUAAAUAAGUAUGGACAUUGUCACCAUCUUUGUAAAUAAAUAAAGUGGUGAAACCAGUCUCUGUGUAAUAUAUAAAUGAGUUAUAGACAUAAAGUUACAAUAAGAAUAUUGUUGGUAUUGCAUGCUUUCUUCUUCGUGUUCUUUAAAUUUGCUGCAAAGUUUUAUCCAUCUUCAUCUUAAUUUUGAA